AUAAGAGAGAGACCUUGAAUCCAUCAUUCUUUGUCUCCACAAAAAUAAAAAACAAAAAAUUACCAAAAAAAAUAAAAAAUGAAUGCCUCAAAGUCCUUGUUGCUCACCCUUUCAUUGAUCCUUCUGUCUCAUGCAGCAACAAGCAGCAUCAAUUUGUAUGAAUCUGUGUGCAAAGAUGCUGGUGAGGACAGUCAGAAGUGCCUAGCAUUUCUUAAAGAUGAUCCUAAGAUUUUAGCAGCAAGGAGCUAUAAGAAACUUGCAAAGGUUAUAUUGGAAAUGGGAUUGAAGAAAGGAGUGGAAGGACAAAACUUCCUUAAGGAAUUGGCCAAGUCAAAUCCUAAUUCAAAAGCCAUUGCACAAUGUGCAAAUGAACUCUAUGAUGGUGUGGUUGGAUCAUUCAAAUCCUCAUUGGGUGAGUUGGAACAAGAUGCGCUCACGGCUAGCUACGACGCCAAGGUGGCCAGCGACGGACCAACCACUUGUGAUAGAGCCUUGGCAGCUGAAAACAUCAACAAUCCUUCCAUUGCUAAUCUCAACAAAGAUGUCUUGUUCCUUAGCAGCCUCUCUUUCUUUGCCGUCAGCAAACUCCCUGUGCCAUAAAGUACUUUCUUUAGGCUGUGUUUGCGAGUUGGAAUUUCAGAUACUGAAAUCAAAACUCGCAAACACAACCUUGAUAUGAUGUGGUAACUGUGAUUGUGGGAUGGGAAAGCCUUUUAGAGUAGUUAACAAAGUUUGUGUGCAAUAUGAAGUGACACAAAAUAAAGAACAAUAGUCAUAUGUAUAUAUAUGUAUAU
Arachis stenosperma is the source of this 794-nucleotide messenger RNA. RefSeq lists its product as uncharacterized. Lineage: Eukaryota; Viridiplantae; Streptophyta; Magnoliopsida; Fabales; Fabaceae. Bases 79 to 600 code for a protein of 173 amino acids. The record is from RefSeq and is a predicted model, not a curated record. The transcript has a single exon. Gene Ontology annotation, molecular function: enzyme inhibitor activity.